Messenger RNA from Rosa rugosa (rugosa rose), 4552 nucleotides. RefSeq names its product probable copper-transporting ATPase HMA5. Gene Ontology annotation, molecular function: copper ion binding; ATP binding; ATP hydrolysis activity. Gene Ontology annotation, biological process: monoatomic cation transport. NCBI's taxonomy places the organism in Eukaryota, Viridiplantae, Streptophyta, Magnoliopsida, Rosales, Rosaceae. The record is from RefSeq and is a predicted model, not a curated record. The transcript has 6 exons. Gene Ontology annotation, cellular component: membrane. Bases 354 to 3296 code for a protein of 980 amino acids.
UAUAUGAUAGGGAUUGUCCAUGUUUCCUUUUCAAAUUUCCUUACAGAAGAAACAACAGAAAGGUAGUUUAAUCCUAGCAGUGGUAGGACCUCAUUUUCCACUCAAAACCUAAUUUUCACCCUUUCUAUUGCUCAGACAAUAUGUAGACAUGCACUUCCCAGUUCCCACAUCAAAACAAUUUAAAAUUUCAUAUCCUACUUUACCCGAGUGCAAGCUCCAUAUCAUAUAUGCCUAGCUAGCUCACUCAACCCCCUUUUAUAUAUACCAGCUAGCGUCCCAGAAAAGAAAGGCAUCAUAUACAAUAACCAGAAAAACCAAAAGCCUCAAAUCUCUGUGCAAACGACUUCAAAUUCAUGAGUUGCAUUUGCAGGGAUUGCUUGGGUGGCAUGCCACCCGGGCCGCGGCCACACUACCCCUCGAUGCCCCGAUACCCGGAAGGCACGUCUCCAGAAGCAACGAGGAAGGCCAGGGGUUCUGAGGUGAAGGCCUUGUUCUCUGUGGUUGGAAUGACAUGUGCUGCCUGUGCCGGGUCUGUGGAGAAGGCGGUGAAGCGGCUCCCGGGGAUACAGGAGGCCGCCGUGGACGUGUUGAACAACACAGCCCUUGUUCUCUACUAUCCCAGCUUCGUCAAUGAGGACAAAAUAUGUGAGGCUAUUAAAGAUGCUGGAUUUGAAGCUAAACUGAUUAAGCUGGAGAUGAAUGACAAAACCAGACAAGUAUGCAGAAUAAGCAUAAGUGGAAUGACUUGCACGUCUUGCUCCUCCACUGUUGAAUCAGCUCUGCAAGCAAUUCAUGGAGUGCAAGGAGCUCAGGUGGCCUUAGCAACUGAAGAAGCAGAGAUUCAUUAUGACCCAAGCAUUGUUACCUCCCAUCAGCUAUUGGAAACCAUAGUAAUCACUGGAUUCGAAGCCAAACUUAUUAGUUUAGGGGAAGGCAUUAGCAAGAUAGAGCUUCAAGUUGAUGGCAUAAAGGUUGGACAGUCGAUUAGAGCAAUAGCAAAUACUCUUGAAGCACUUCCUGGGGUUCAAGACAUAGAGACAUUUCCUGAACUCAACAAGAUUUCUAUUUCUUAUAAACCAGAGAUGAUAGGACCAAGAACCCUGAUCGAAGCCAUCGAGUCAUCAGGGUCAGCGCAUUUCAAAGCAAUGAUAUACCCGGAAGGAGAAGAAGACACUCAUAGACAGAAGGAAAUUAAGCAAUACUAUAAAUUCUUCUUAUGGAGUUUGUUUUGUACAAUUCCUGUGUUUUUAACCUCCAUGGUCUUGAUGUAUAUUCCUGGAAUUAAGAAGGUGUUGGAUGUCAAAAUUGUGAAUAAGUUGAGUGUUGGUCAGAUUCUGAGGUGGGAGUUGUCCACUCCUGUGCAGUUCAUCAUAGGCAAGAGGUUCUACAUUGGAGCAUACAAAGCAUUGCGCCAUGGUUCAGCUAACAUGGAUGUUUUGAUUGCCUUGGGAACAAAUGCAGCCUACUUCUACUCGGUCUACAUAGUUUUAAGAUCUGCAACCCAUAAGGAUUUCAAGGGUACAGAUUUUUUUGAGACUAGUUCAAUGCUUAUUACAUUCAUCCUGUUAGGAAAGUAUCUAGAGGUCUUGGCAAAAGGCAAGACAUCUGAGGCCAUUGCCAAGCUAAUGGACUUGGCACCAGAAAAGGCAACACUGCUAACUUUGGGUGAGGAAGGAAAUGUGAUAAAUGAACAAGAAAUGGAUAGCCGGUUGAUACAAAAGAACGAUCUGAUUAAAGUUAUUCCUGGUGCCAAAGUAGCUUGUGAUGGUGUUGUUAUGUGGGGACAAAGUCAUGUGAAUGAAAGCAUGAUAACUGGAGAAGCACGGCCAGUGACAAAAAAGAAGGAUGAUGCAGUUAUUGGAGGCACCGUGAAUGAGAAUGGAGUGUUGCAUAUUAAGGCAACAAGAGUUGGGUCAGAGAGUGCUCUUUCACAGAUUGUAAGGCUUGUCGAGUCUGCCCAGAUGGCUAAAGCUCCUGUACAAAAGUUUGCUGAUCGCAUUUCCAAAUACUUUGUGCCAGUGGUCAUCACACUUUCAUUUUCGACUUGGCUUGCCUGGUUCUUAGGAGGGAAGUUCCACAGGUAUCCACGUUCUUGGAUACCAUCUUCAAUCGAUAGUUUUGAGCUUGCUCUUCAGUUUGGGAUCUCGGUCAUGGUCAUUGCCUGCCCUUGUGCUUUAGGCCUAGCAACUCCUACAGCCGUUAUGGUUGGUACAGGAGUUGGUGCAUCUCAAGGUAUACUGAUCAAAGGCGGACAUGCAUUAGAGAGUGCGCAUAAGGUGAACUGCAUUGUGUUUGACAAGACAGGGACUCUCACAGUUGGGAAGCCAGUGGUUGUUAGCACCAAAAUCUUUAACAAAAUGCUACCUCAAGAAUUCUAUGAACUAGUUGCUGCAACUGAGGUAAACAGUGAGCACCCACUAGCCAAAGCUAUUGUGGAAUAUGCCAAGAAAAUCAGAGAAGAUGAAGAGAAUUCUACCUGGCCAGAAGCACAAAACUUCGCAUCCCUUACCGGCCAAGGAGUGAAGGCAGUUGUUCGAAAUAAGGAAAUAACUGUAGGCAACAAGAGCUUAAUGUUGGACAUUAACAUUGCGAUUCCAGAGGAGGCUGAAGUUACACUUGCACAAACUGAAGCAUUGGCUCAAACUGGGAUUUUAAUAGCUGUAGAUAACGAAAUAGCAGGAAUUAUAGCCAUAUCUGAUCCACUGAAACCUGGUGCUCGAGAAGUGAUUUCCAUACUUAAGUCUAUGGGCGUUAGAAGUAUCAUGGUUACAGGUGACAAUUGGGGUACAGCCAAUUCUAUUGCCAAGGAAACUGAAAUUGAGACGGUGAUUGCAGAAGCCAAACCCCAGCACAAAGCUGAGAAAAUAAAAGAUUUGCAGGCUUCAGGCUACACCGUGGCAAUGGUGGGAGAUGGGAUCAAUGACUCACCGGCACUUGUGGCAGCAGAUGUUGGAAUGGCAAUUGGUGCUGGCACAGACAUUGCGAUCGAGGCAGCUGACAUUGUUCUUAUGAAGAGCAACUUGGAAGAUGUUAUAACAGCCAUUGACCUUUCCCGGAAAACCUUUUCCCGUAUUCGUCUGAACUACAUUUGGGCAUUGGGUUACAAUGUGCUUGGAAUCCCGAUAGCUGCAGGGGUCCUUUUUCCUUCCACUAGGUUCAGAUUACCACCAUGGAUUGCAGGAGCUGCAAUGGCCGCAUCCUCCGUUAGUGUUGUAUGCUGUUCUCUGUUGUUGAAGAACUACAAGAGACCCAAGAAGUUGGAUAUCCUUGAGAUACAUCAAGUAAGGGUUGAGUGAACAUAAUGCUGCUUCAGUUAUGUAUAUUCAUGUAGCAGUUGAGUUAUACUAGUACGUCCUGUAGCUAGGCAGCUAGUAGAUCUAUAAGGAAAGCGUAUAUAGAGUAAGGAUUUUUUUUUUUUGAGAAUAAAAGAAAUUCAUUAAUCCAAGAAAUUACAACGACGGGGAUGACGCUGUUAAAUCCCAAAUACUCGACUAGAGAAGAGGAACUAUCAUACCCCAAAUGUAGAACCAGCGGUUAAAGAAACCAUGAGCCUAUAGGGGCCCAACUCUAACCCUCAGCCUUUUCCAGGAGUCCCGACACAUCCUUAUAGCCAACCUCAAGAAGAAACAAUCCCCUUCCAACACCAUAUACCAAAACCACCAGUAUAUGUGUAGGGGCGUCUCCCCAUUACAUUGACAACAAGAAAACAUCGAAAUUAAAACCAAUAGUCCCUAGAAUUGACACCAUAACAAUGGCACAACCACAAAACCAAGACACCAAACCCUCGCUCAAUUGAGGAAGGACUAAUUAAACCUAACCAAAACCAAACAAAGACUGCAGCAAUCAACUUUCCUCAUCCUGAUGCUAGCUCCAGCAACUCGGGUUCAUCCGCAAUAGACUCAGGGUGCACAGCUCCGGUAAGCUCGACUCCAAUAAUGACACACCUUGGCCAAAGACCACCUCCACCACCAACCCCGUGGAAAGAUCUUGAAAGCAAUCAAGCCACCAACAAUCUGAGCAUAUACCCGUAGGACAUCAAUUUCAGAUCACCCAAAGUUUCCCCCAAUUCCCCCUACUCACGGCCACUAAAUCCCCUCCAAAACUGAUGUAGCCUUCAAAGAUCAACCCAGAUCUUGGUACGUAACCCGUCAAUCUCAGCCAAACCAAUCCCACCAAACGUCCAAACCUACUUUGACCGUGCACUUCAAUCGAACUGACCAAACCAUGCAUCCCCAACAACCGCGUAGCAGCCCUCCACAACCAAGCAACUGUGUGAUCAGAACCCACCGCUGCCACCCAGCGCCUCCCUUGCGGCUGACCACCAAAACUUGAACCAUGAAGCCACCAUCGCCACCGUCAUAAAAUGAAAGAGAGAUUCUUGCCGCAGCCCCUCCGCUAACCACCACCCAGCCACGCCUGUCCAGCAGCACCCACCGCCAGCCAACGAGACCAGAGGCCACAGUCGGAGUGGAGGCGCCGCCGGACAAGCAAACGAACCAAACCCUGUUUUUUCCGAACCCUAAAACUUCCCUGUUUUCACUGACCAAAGAGA